UUGCCCCUCGAGGACACCCUUCGAGACCUCGCAUUGAUCCGCGCCUUCGAGGUCGACCUCGCCUCUGUCCUCACAUCCUCAAAUCCAGCUCAAUCCACACCCUCGACUGCAUCGUCCACCAACGGCGCGGUUGACGAGUCGGUCACACGUUCGUACGAGUUCGCGAAAGCUGCACGGGAGGCCAUGAGGAUUCAAAACAGGGGAGCGGUGGACAAACAGGGUGAGAGGGUAGAAGAGGUCAGAGCAAAGUUGGCAGAGGUC
Messenger RNA from Stereum hirsutum FP-91666 SS1, 261 nucleotides. RefSeq lists its product as uncharacterized. The record is from RefSeq and is a predicted model, not a curated record. Lineage: Eukaryota; Fungi; Basidiomycota; Agaricomycetes; Russulales; Stereaceae. The transcript has a single exon. The annotation marks the transcript as partial.